Messenger RNA from Prosopis cineraria, 2357 nucleotides. Its product is annotated as non-specific lipid-transfer protein 13-like. The transcript is spliced from 2 exons. Gene Ontology annotation, molecular function: lipid binding. Lineage: Eukaryota; Viridiplantae; Streptophyta; Magnoliopsida; Fabales; Fabaceae. The record is from RefSeq and is a predicted model, not a curated record. Gene Ontology annotation, cellular component: membrane. The coding region runs from base 1730 to 2122 and encodes 130 amino acids. Gene Ontology annotation, biological process: lipid transport.
ACUUGUGCUUUGUUCACCAACCGAAAAAUUUAAUCCUCUUCCCUUACCUCUCCUGCAAUCCAUUGGUGGUUCCAGGCAAUGCUGAAUAUUUCUGCGUGAGCCGAAGUUGUUAGAAUAUGCAAAACGAAGUCCAGGCAAAUUACAGUUAUCUUUUCCAAUUCACGAGGCGAAUUAUUACGGAGUUUUAAUGUUUAUCAGCCAGGGAUUAAUAACCUAGUUCAGCUUAUUCCAUACCUUCAGAUGGGAAAUCAGUUUGUAGCCCCCCAACCCAAAAAAAUGGCUCGUUGUUUUAGCUUCAUGUACAUGUUCUUCCAAUGAUGCGUAAGUAUGUCUCAGUACCUUGUGGUCGAGGAAAAAGAACACUCGUAGAAUACUGUCUCAACUAACCGUAUUUAGCCUUGACGUGGCUAAUUUGAACUCGAUUUGCGUCAAACUGGGGUAACAUGAUAAUGCGCUUUUUGGAUUUUGCAGUAGUCAUGGAAUUUAAGGCAGUGAAUAAAGGAGUAAUUAUCUUGAGCUGAUGAAGUAUUUCUAUGUUCAUAUCUGUUUGUGCGUCUGACAAGUUUGUAGAUUCAUUGACCCUAGAACGAAUAAUAUGGCUAUACAAGCCUUUGUGGUAAAUCCUGAAUCAAGGAACUUUUUACAAGCCUCUUCUGUUCGUGAUAUGAGCACCUAAAAUUGAUAAAAUCUCAACUACAGCCUCAUAUAAGCCACUUGAGUUAAUUAGUUUUUAACCGGUUUUGUCUUCAUGCCUUGCUUUGUCCAAAAUCUUAAUCAGCCGAUGUCUUGCCAUCGCGAUAGCCUAUAGAUGCCAGGAGAGGAACUUCAAUCAGAUUCCAAGAUAUGAUUUGGUCUUCCGGGAGAUAUAUUGAAGUCUUUGAUCACUGACAUAUGAGCUUGAUGAGUCUGAUUUCAUUGUCGAUUACGCUCUGCUAAAUGUUGAUGUAGUGGAUUUCGUCAUUUUCCCCUUCGGAUUUUCACCUAGCAGUGGACUUUCCGUAUUGCACUAUCAAUUCUGGGAUUUCAACGGGAAAUGCAAUUUAACAAAAGGGCAGAAUGAGCAGCUUCAUUUAUAGCUGCAAUUUUUUCCUUGCAUAAUUCUUUUGGCUGUGCGUGCCCUAAAUUUCAAUUGGUAGGAGCGUCUAGGCACGCAUCAAACUAGAAAAACAUGCUGUCUAACAUUUGUGGUGCACCAUUAGUCCAGUCAGCUAACCGUGCAAUCAGCCAUUCGUCCAUUCCUCUUCUGGGGGGCCAACGAUCAAGCAUAUAUAUAGACACACACAUAUUCCAAGACAGCAAUCAAUCAAUCACCUUCUUUCCACGUUCAAUGAUGCAAGCAGAAGUGAGAGAAUGAAUGCGGAAUCAUGGGGUUUAAAUCUGGAUUGAAAUUCUUUGGAAUCUUAAUAAAGACAAUUCAUUGAUUAUAGGUGACUUAAUCCUGUUUGUUUGGGGAAAAAAUAAUGAUAAGUAUGUUAUGUCAACUAGCUGGGGUUUGGUUGUUUAAAUCUAGAAGCAAAGCAAGCAUAUGAUGCAAGGAGUAGUCUUUUCGUCCAGUUAUGCUGUGCAAACCCAAUUUCUGUGGGAAAGUGUAGGUUCCAACAGUUUUGAGGGAUUUAAGGAACAUAAAAAUGGCAUGCAGUUUAGUUGUUCAAGCUUUUUAUCAACAGCUCUAAGAACUGCGACCUAUAAAAACCGACAUGAGCAUUAACCUCUUUCUACACUCAGAAGAAUGGCUCGCAUCGCGGUUAUUUCAAUACUAAUGUUGGUAGUGGUAAGUGGAUUAGACAUAGAUGAGGCAUCAAGAAAAGUAGUAGCAGAGCCAGGUGAUGUAUAUUCAACGUGUGAGCGUAUAUUUGAAUACUUCAAUUAUUGCUUGGAAUUCCUGGUGGGGGAUCCAGCUUUUGAGAAUCCCCCGAAAAGAUGUUGCAGCCACGUAGAGAAGCUUAACAUAUUAGCACAUCACAGAACAGGUCCUCGCAAGAUUUGCUGGUGCAUUCAGCUCAUGGUGAAGGGGAUUGCACCACCUUUGAUUCCCUACAAAAUUGAUGAUCUCCCUGUCCUUUGCGGUACCCAUCUCAGUUUCCCUAUUUCUGAUAGCAUGGAUUGCUCAACGGUUGGUUGAGGCACAUUAUCUGUACUAUGCACACCGCUGGCUAUAAAGUUAGUUGCAUUUAUGAUAUUAACAAAAGUUGCGACAUAAAACUAUGAUAGUCAUCAAAUCCAAUUUGGAUUAGAAUGUCAAUUUAAAUUGGAUUACCAAACUGCACUUGUAUAACCAAACUAUAAUAUUGGUAGCAGAAUGAGGUAAGUCUCACUGUGUGGACUACCACUUACUGUGGUUAUUAGUUUGUUUUGAU